Plasmopara halstedii is the source of this 216-nucleotide messenger RNA. RefSeq lists its product as uncharacterized. The coding region runs from base 1 to 216 and encodes 71 amino acids. The record is from RefSeq and is a predicted model, not a curated record. The transcript is spliced from 2 exons. NCBI's taxonomy places the organism in Eukaryota, Oomycota, Peronosporomycetes, Peronosporales, Peronosporaceae.
AUGACGAUACCUAAAAUUAUCGUUACAAGGAAAUCGUGUUCUCCAAUCUUGGCACUACUGAUUGAGGAUAUCCCUGGAACUGAGAGACUUGCAUGUACAAAUGCGUUUAAUAUGCUUCAGGCACACAAACUAAUCGAUGAAGAAUUAGAGGCACUGGACGAGGACUUGCUGCCGAAUUUGGUACCAUCGGUACCCUUCCCGAAUGUUAAAUGGUAA